This is a messenger RNA of Cotesia congregata, 462 nucleotides long. The record is from the annotation of a GenBank genome assembly. Lineage: Eukaryota; Metazoa; Arthropoda; Insecta; Hymenoptera; Braconidae.
AUUGUAGUUAAAUAUAAUGAAAAAAUUGUUUUUUGUUGCAAGGCAGUUUGUAUCCAAGUCUACCGCAAGGACGUUAACGAUUUGCACGAAUCACUCGAUUCAUACUACGACGAGCUGAUAAAAAAGCCUAAAUUAUCGAACCUAGUUCAAAAAAAAAAUAUGUUUUUCCUGAAACUAGGCAACCACAAUACCUAUCACGGUAGCGAUACUAUCUGCAGAACACGCUGGGUUGAAAUUAACCCAAGUUUUCCUCUACUCGUGAGUGAAAAAUUGCGGGUAGCAAUUUACGACGGGAAUUGGAUUGGAAAUAACCGAUUAAUAAAAUCGUUAACUGUGAUGCUCACGCAAAAACCACUGACGAUAAGAGUAUACAACUUUGCAGUUGUGUCUAUUGAUAUGUUUCAAGCGGUGAUCAACACCACUAUUUCGUACUACUUGUUACUAAAAACUUUUGAACCAGAA